UCAAGCUUCACAGUCUGCGCAGGCGCAGUACCGGCCGCGCGGAAGCAGAAGACAUUGACCUUGAAAACUACAUUUCCCAGAAUUCUUAGCGGUCGCGUUAAAGGCGCAGGGAGGUGUCCAGUACAAAGUCCGUCUAGUGCUGCGGGAAGCAUGUCUACAAUGUCCGAGCUGCCGACCACAGACCAGCCUCCUGAGGAUGUUGAGAGUGAUGACUGCCUCCUGUCCUACAACUACCUCUACAGCCCCACUUUGCUUCAGGGCAGAGUGGCCUUUAUCACCGGAGGUGGCUCUGGAAUUGGAUUCCGCAUUGCUGAAGUAUUCAUGAGGCACGGAUGCGAUACCGUCAUUGUCAGCAGGAACCUACAGAGGGUGACUGAGGCAGCGGAGAAGUUACGGGCAGCGACCGGUCGGCACUGUCUUCCUCUGACUGCAGACGUGAGGCAGCCCCAGACUCUCUCCGAUGCGGUGGAGGAAGCUCUGAAGACCUUCUCCAGGAUAGAUAUCCUUGUGAACAACGCUGCUGGGAAUUUCCUCUGCCCUGCCAGCAACUUAUCUUUUAACGCCUUUAAGAACGUCUUGGAUAUAGACACAAUGGGCACAUUCAAUGCUAGCAAGAUCCUGUAUGAGCGUUACUUUCGGGAUCACGGCGGGGUCAUUUUAAACAUCACGGCGACGCUGAGCUACAAGGGAAGCGUUCUGCAGGUGCAUGCGGGCAGCGCCAAGGCAGCCAUAGAUGCUAUGACAAGGCACCUGGCAGUGGAGUGGGGUCCAAGCAAAGUGCGGGUGAACGGCUUGGCCCCUGGGCCCAUAGCUGGCACAGAAGGCAUGCGUAAACUAGGUGGAGCUGCUGCCGAAGCAAUGGGAGUGUGGAAUACCAUCCCCUUACUGCGGCCAGGAAACAAGACCGAGGUGGCACACGGAGCCCUCUUCCUGGCCAGCCCCCUGGCAUCCUACGUGACCGGCACAACCUUGGUUAUGGACGGCGGUUCCUGGAUGACCUCUCCGAAUCACAUGGCAACAGUGCUGGGUACCCCUCCUUCUGCUCACCUAUAGAUAUCUGGAAAAGCAAUUGAAAUGACUGCAACCACUGAUCGAGCCGGACCUGAUCAACACUAAUUCAACACCCCCUCCCCCCCCCCCCUCUCCUCACCUCCAACUGGUGCAGAACGGAUCGUACUAGAGAGCGCAGUGGCCAUAUUGCUAUGGCAGUAUGUGCAGACACAGAAUGGUUAAUAAAAAGCCCCUCUGGAGUCUCCUCGCAGGGGGUCUCGUAUUGUGUCUGGUUAGAAGGCAUUCUGCGAAUGUAUGUCACGUGAUCCUGUAUUUCGGUUUGGGGAUAAAAUCUGAUAUUGUACAGAAUAUGGACAAUUGUGAACAAAUAAAACUGUAAAUUGGU
Hyla sarda is the source of this 1396-nucleotide messenger RNA. It is a transcript of the gene DECR2, whose product is annotated as 2,4-dienoyl-CoA reductase 2. Gene Ontology annotation, molecular function: 2,4-dienoyl-CoA reductase (NADPH) activity. Gene Ontology annotation, biological process: fatty acid catabolic process. The transcript is spliced from 10 exons. The record is from RefSeq and is a predicted model, not a curated record. NCBI's taxonomy places the organism in Eukaryota, Metazoa, Chordata, Amphibia, Anura, Hylidae. The coding region runs from base 151 to 1053 and encodes 300 amino acids.